AUGUCGGCAAGAUAUGACAGAGCUAUUACUGUUUUUUCACCAGAUGGUCAUUUACUUCAAGUAGAAUACGCCCAAGAAGCAGUACGAAAAGGAUCGACAGCGGUCGGUGUACGAGGUCAUGAUGUUGUAGUGUUAGGUGUAGAGAAAAAAUCUGUAGCUAAACUUCAGGAAGAAAGAACUGUAAGAAAGAUAUGCCUUCUUGAUGACCAUGUUGUUAUGGCUUUUGCCGGUUUAACAGCUGAUGCUCGUAUUUUGAUAAAUCGAGCUCAAAUUGAAUGUCAGUCUCAUAAGCUUACUGUAGAAGAUCCAGUUACAUUAGAAUAUAUUACAAGAUACAUAGCGGGCCUUAAACAAAAGUAUACUCAGAGUAAUGGACGAAGACCAUUCGGCAUUUCGUGCCUUAUUGGAGGAUUUGAUUAUGAUGGUCAACCUCAUUUAUUCCAAACGGAACCAUCAGGCAUAUACUAUGAGUGGAAAGCUAAUGCAACAGGAAGAUCAGCAAAAACAGUAAGAGAAUUUCUAGAGAAGAACUAUACUGCAGAGGAAGUGGCAACUGAAAAGGGUGCAGUAAAGCUAGCUAUUCGAGCUCUCUUGGAAGUUGUACAGUCCGGCCAAAAGAAUUUGGAAAUAGCAGUAAUGAGGCGUAACCAGCCAAUGCAAAUGCUUGAUAUUGACACAAUCAAUUCUUAUGUAUCUGUUAUAGAGAAGGAAAAAGAAGAAGAAGCAGAAAAGAAAAAACAGAAGAAA
Messenger RNA from Iphiclides podalirius (scarce swallowtail), 747 nucleotides. The record is from the annotation of a GenBank genome assembly. Lineage: Eukaryota; Metazoa; Arthropoda; Insecta; Lepidoptera; Papilionidae.